UAGACAAAAUUAAAAAUUAUUAGUAGCCGUUUAGUAACACAAUUAAAUAAUUUAACAUUUACACCUUUUGACAUACCCCAAUUCAAAUUCAAAAUCCCGGAGCGCGAUCUCAUCUCAGCCGUUCAUCUUUUCCCCCUUUGCCUUUUCGAUCUCAUCUUAGCCGUCCAUCUUAGCUCCCCCUUACAAAAUUUGAAUUUUCCCAACAGUAGUCGCUCACUGAGAGAGAGAGAGAGAGAGAGCGAGAAUUCUGCAUCUGUAUCUAAUUCAAAUGGGAUGAAAUUAGUAGUGGUGAUUUUGAAUUGAUACUUUCUCUAUGAGCAAUCACUAAUCUCAGCAAGAAACAGAUUUCUUCAUCUCUCUCUCAUCUCACAACCAGAAGAAACAAUAACAACCUUUCACCGUGCUGGAAUCCUUUUCCUCACUUCCUCUGCCAGGUUGGAUUCGCCGCUCAAUUUUAAUUUGAAUUGAAAUGUUCAGUCUUUGAGCUUUUAGUAUAUAGAGAGCUUAUUCCUGCCCUAGUUUUAUCGUUUUUCUCUGUGGGGGUUACGGUAGAAUGUUGAGGGACUUCAAAUUCUUGCGCCGCAAUCCGGCCAAGAAUGCCAAUGCAGAGGAAGUCGAGAAUGUGCCUCCGAAUUCUUGGGAUUCGGUGAACCCUCAGAUAAGCACAGAACCCUCACGGCCCCCUUUCAAUGCAAUUCUGGAUACACGGAUCCCCAAGAGCGUUCCAGAUCAGGAUAUCAACAGGCCCACUCGAGCUGACAGAACUCCAGCAAAGGCAAAACGAAAAUAUUCAGAUACAUCAAUGCCCCUCCGCACACCAGAGAAAUAUGGGGCAAUGUCUAGAACUCGGUACAAUUGGGCUCAGAAGAGUGAGAAUCCAUCAAAUGAUGCUGUUGUGGAGCUGAAGGAGGAUGGCCGAGUAGCAUCAAAUGCGAAUACUCCACGUUCUACGAGGACAGGUGCCAGAGGUACCUUGAGUUAUUCGGAGUGUAAUUCUCUUCAGUCUACGCCUACUAAGAGUGUGAGCAAGCCUCCAAAUCCGGGUUUUUCUAUGCCUAGUGGUUCUAGGACAGUCUGCAGCAACAUGAGUGCCAGGAUGGGUAACUAUGCUGCAUUGUCUAAAGGGAUCCUGAGCUCUAGUAACACAACAACGGCUGUUAACACUGUGGAAGUCCCUUAUUUCGAGCUCAAAGAAGAUCCUUCAUUCUGGAUGGAGCACAAUGUGCAAGUCUUGAUUCGUGUACGGCCACUGAAUAACAUGGAGAAAAGCAGUUUUGGUUUCAGUAGAUGCUUGAAGCAGGAGACUGCACAAAGCAUAACCUGGAUCGGGCAGCCUGAGACGCGGUUUAUGUUUGAUCAUGUAGCAUGUGAAGGGAUAGACCAGGAAACACUUUUUAGGAUGGUUGGCUUGCCCAUGGUAGAGAAUUGCUUGUCUGGAUACAAUAGCUGCAUGUUUGCAUACGGACAGACGGGUAGUGGGAAGACUCAUACAAUGCUUGGCGAGAUUGAUGACCUGGAAGUCAAGCCUAGUACAAACCGGGGAAUGACCCCUCGCAUAUUUGAAUUUUUGUUUGCCAGGAUUAGAGCGGAAGAAGAAAGCCGUAGAGAUGAGCAACUAAAGUACAUUUGCAAAUGCUCUUUUCUUGAGAUUUACAAUGAACAAAUUACUGACCUUCUUGAUCCUUCAUCCUCAAAUUUAAUGUUACGCGAGGACAUGAAAAAAGGCGUGUAUGUUGAAAAUCUAUCAGAAUUUGAAGUCCACACGGUCGGAGACAUUCUGCAGCUUUUGACUCAGGGUGCAUCAAAUAGGAGAGUUGCAGCGACAAAUAUGAACAGAGAAAGCAGCCGUUCACACAGUGUUUUUACAUGUGUGAUUGAAAGUAAGUGGGAGAAGGACUCUGCGACCAACUUCCGUUUCGCCAGGCUGAAUCUCGUUGAUCUUGCUGGUUCUGAAAGGCAAAAGUCCUCCGGUGCCGAGGGAGAGCGCCUGAAAGAAGCUGCAAGUAUCAAUAAAUCAUUGUCAACGCUAGGUCACGUGAUUAUGGUCUUAGUGGAUGUAGCACAUGGAAGACCAAGACAUGUUCCUUAUAGAGAUUCAAGAUUGACAUUUCUCCUCCAGGACUCUCUUGGCGGAAACUCAAAAACAAUGAUAAUAGCUAAUGUCAGCCCAUCUAUCUGCUCUGCAGCUGAAACCUUGAAUACAUUGAAGUUCGCUCAACGAGCAAAACUGAUUCAGAACAAUGCUAUCAUCAAUGAAGAUUUAUCUGGAGAUGUUGUUGCUUUGAAACAUCAGAUACAUUUGUUGAAGGAGGAACUGUCUGCCCUCAAACGUGAAAGGGUAAAUCGUUCACUGUUGUUUAGCCCUGCCAAUGAUCUAGACUCAAAAAUCAAUGAAGAGGAUGAUUCAAAUGGAGGAGGAAUUUCACAGACACACAUGGGAAAUUUGCUUGGAAAUGAAUCUGAGGGAGUUAUCAGAGUAUCUAGUAAACAGUUAAAAUCCUUGGAAACUACACUUGCUGGUUCCCUAAGGAGGGAAAGAAUGGCAGAAACUUCAGUAACUCAAUAUGAAGCUGAGAUUGAGCAGUUGAACCGCCUUGUUAGUCAAAGGGAAGAGGACACUAGGUGCACAAAAAUGAUGUUAAAGUUUAGAGAAGACAAAAUUCAAAGAAUGGAGUCUCUUGUUAGUGGUUUGAUGUCAGCAGAUGACUAUUUAAGGGAAGAAAACAAUGCACUUUCUGAAGAAAUUCAGCUCCUGCAGUCAAGACUUGACAAAAAUCCUGAAGUCACACGAUUUGCAGCUGAAAAUAUUAGGCUUUUAGAACAAGUUCGGCAGUUUCAAGAUUUCUAUGGAGAAGGGGAGAGAGAAAUGCUGAUAAAAGAAGUAUCUGAACUACGAAAUCAGCUUGCGUUCUUCCUCGAUGGUAAUCUCAAGCAAUCUAAUCACCUCAAAGUGAAGGAUUCUAAUAACGAAAAUGGCUUGCUUCAAGUGGAGUUCCAGAAAACUCUUUCUGACCUAAAUGAAAGCAAGAUCAAGCUUAACAGUAUCCUGGAAGAAAAUACCAAGCUCCAUAGACAAAUUGAAGAGUUGCGCGCUUCAUCAAAUGCUGAAAUUAUUUAUUCCCAAGAACAUGAUUGCAGCACAGAAGUUAUUAAGGAAUCCAUAGUAGAAGUUCCUCUUUCUUCUGAUCAGGAAACAAUGACCAACGGGAGAGAGAAGGAUGGAACAACAUGUGGGAGUCUCCGGAUGAGUGCAGAAGGCAUCAUGGAUUUACAACUGGAGCUGGAUAUUCUGAAAAUCAUUCUAGAAGAGGAGAGGCUGUAUCAUUCAGAACAAGAGGAAACAGCCAAAUCUCUACACCAAGAACUUCAGUUCUCAAAGGAAAUGGUUGCCUCAGUCACUAAAGAGUAUGAAAAACUGCAGGAAGAGCUCAAUACUGCAAAAUUGGUUGUUGAAGCUCUUGAGUCUGAACAAAUUCAGUCCAUUAAUGAGAUAGAAGAUCUCAGAAGCACUAAUGAGCGUUUUGGAGAAAUGUUAAACGAGAAGGAGCUUGAAAUUUCUUAUUUAAAGAAUCAAGCAUCUUGUAAAGAGCUCAAAGAUCUCUCAUUGUAUAAGUCUUCAGAGAAGGAUGUCUCUCCUUUAGAACUGAAGUUGAAGAAGAUGCAUGCAUCUCUUGAAAUGGCUAAGAGAAUGAAUGCUAUGUAUCAAAAUGAUCUUGCAUAUCAAGCGUCUGAUCAGGACGAAAUGGAGGAAGUUCGAAAGCAGGUAGAAGGGGAAACUGCGCAGGUGAUUGUUUGCUUGCAAGAGGAACUUUCUGGCCUUCAACAGGAAGUCCAUGAGAGUAAAAUGAAGGAGAUGGAAACAAGUGACAGGUUCGCCCAACUUCAAACUGAAAUGCAGAUUAUGGAGGAAAAUUUACGUUCAAGGAAUGAAGACAAUGCAAAAUAUUCUGAAUUGCUUGAAGACAAAGAAAAGCAAUUGAGAAUACUGACUGAAGAAUGGAAUUUAGUUACCGGUGAAAUCGAAGGUAUUCUCGCUGAUGGGAGUGCAGCUCUUAAUGAUGCAUCUGACCAGACUGAUCUUAUCUCCAGAUCAUUCCAUCAUAAAAGAAGUUUGAUCUCUCAACAGUUUGGAAGAAUAAAGCAAUAUGUAUAUGAAAAGGAGUUACUUAUUAACGAGCUUAAUCAAUUUUUAAAGGAUGCUGUUGAUAGAAAAGAUGACUUGGAGCGCAUGCUGAGGUCUCUUAGAGGGGCAACAGUGGUUAUGACUGAGACUCAUCAAAAAGAGUGCAGCGAGAAGGAUAAAGAAAUUCUCUUCUUAACAUCCAACUUAAAUAAUAAGGCAUCCACUGUGGCAGAUCUCCAGAACUUAAUUAAGCAUGGAGAGGAUCAGCUCAAAACAGCGUCAUCUUGUGCAACAGCUGCUUUGGUUAUUGUGAACAGAUUGUCGGAGUUGAACUCUAACUAUCACAAUGAUCUGCAAAAUCAGGCUUUGGUAAUAGAUGAAGCAAAUGGAUUGACUUGCUCUCUCCAAAAGAAACUAGAAGCAUCAGAGGAAUAUUGUGCAAAACUGACUCUUGAACUCUCUGAAGAACGAAAAUUGAGGGAAAAUCUAGAGGUAAAUCUGGAAAAGAAUGAAGAAAAUAAAAUUUCUGAAGCCAGGGAACAACUUCAGGAACUACAUUCUGGGGUCUCAUCACUAAAGUUAUGGAUGAACCAGUAUGAAAUGCAGAGUGGAUCUCCUCAGAAAGAAAAAGAAUCGGAGAUGCCUAUCUGUUCUGCUAGCAAUGCAUGUGAAUCUCGGACAGGUACAAGAAUAGUGCAAGAUUUCAAUGAUGUAAGGUCUAGUAAUAAUGGUGGUGUGGAAACUGAGUUUGAAAUUACUUUGCAUAGCUCAAUCAGGAGAGAUCCUGCUAUAAUUCUCUUGAAGAAAGAGAUAAAAUGUGCCCUUAAAAGUUUAAAAGAAGUGCAAGCCCAGAUGGAUAAAAUGCAAUCUGAAAAAGAAGAAAUUUUGGCGUCUGAGAGAUGUAAUCAGAAGAGCAUUGAGUCUCUUCUAAAUCAGACAGUUGUCUUUAGAGACGCAAUGAAUGAUUUUGAAGGUGUAUUUGAGCUCAAAAUAAGUGCUGUAGAUGGUAAGAUACGGAGAAUGGAAGAAGCAGUACAAGAAUCUUUUGAUUCAUGGUUCCGGCAAACAGAGUUACUGGAAGAUGAGCUUGAUGAUGCUAAACUCGUUGCUGCUCAGAAAACCAUUGAAGCUUCAUGCAUUCUUAAGAAAUUUGAAGAGGUCCAGGACACAGUGAAAGAAGCAGACAUAAUGAUAAAUGAGUUGGUGAUAGCUAAUGAAGCCUUGAAGCUUAGUGCUCAUGAUACAAAAGGAAAGGAAAAUAAAUUUAGCGAUGAGAUGACGAAACUCAAGAAAGAAAUCCAAAGCCUGAAACUGUCCAAUAAUCUGAUAGAUCAGAAUUAUGUGGAACUGGAGAAAAAGUAUGAUGCUGAUUUUUUCAUCAUGAAGAGGAUGAUUUCUGAACUUGAGGAUGUUAUUUUAGAAGUCCAGUCCACUUCGAUGGAAGAGUGGAUGUCUGUGGCAUCGGAUUUCCUCAGUGUGAAGUGUCAAAUUCAUGAAUCGACUGAAUCCAUUAGAAAGAUACUAGAGGAGGUUUGGUCAGAGAUUAUUUCCAAGGACUGUGCCGUAUCCGUGUUGCAUCUUUGCCACAUGGGAAUUCUCUUGGAAACUGCGAAUGGACUAAAUGCAGAAAAUGGUCUCCUGCACCAUGGUUUAUGUGAGUCAAACUCCUCUAUUUCAGAACUUCGGGAGCAUAAUUUCAGAUCAAGAAGGGAGCUUGAAAUGUGCAGAGUUUUGAAAGGCAAGUUGUUAUCAGAUAUCAAGACAGGUUUUGAUCGCAUAUCAAGUAAAGUUGAUGAAACUGGGGAAGUCACUCUUAAACUUACCUCUUUCAAAAAGAAGAUACAGGAUCUGCAGUAUCAGGAGGAGGUGAUGCUGCAAAGGUCGAAUGACAUUGGAUCCGAACUAACCGUGCUAAUGAAGGAGCUUGAUCUCAGCAACAAACAGGCAUUGGCUUCUAUUAUGGACCAGGAUAAACUACUGAAGGAGAAAGAUGAAUUACUUCAGUAUCAAGAGGAAAAUUUCAUGCUAAAACUGUUGGCAAAAGAUUUUGAACUGUUAAUUCUUUCAGAUGAGUCAAAGCAGAUGUGUCUUCUGAAAGAAGAUGCAAACGAUGCUUUAGUUAGUACCCUUGAAGUCCUUGAAAAUUUUAAGAAGGAAAUAGUGUUUGUGAGCUUAGAUGCUUCUUCCAGUGAAUUGAUACUGCAUGAUGAGGAAUCUAGGAAUGAAAAAUUAGCCGAAAAUGUUAGGAUCAAGGAAAUUGUUAUGGAAAUAUCUUGUAGUCGUAUCUCUGAACUUCAGCAGCAAAUACGAAAUCUACAGAAUGAUAUCUGUCUGCAGGAUAUGGAAUCACAGAGACUCCAAAUUGAACUGGCAAGGAGAGAUGAAGAACAUGGCAGAAUGAGCUGCCUUGAGAAAGAGAAUGAAAGCCUGUUGCUUCAUCUAAGCAACUGUAAGGCAGACUAUGAAGUAUUACAUCAGGAGUUGGAGGAUAGGAAGGUUGAAUUUGAAGCCUCAGCUAGAAACACCCACAGCAUUGAAGUUGGAAAUCAGAGACUACAAGAUAAUGUUUCAGUGUUGGAGAAUACCAUUGCCAAGUUGGAGGAAGAUCUAAUUUCGGCCAGGGUGCAAAUCAGAAACCUUGAACUUUCUCAAGAUUCUGUUCAAGAUGACUUGUGCUUUAGAAUCCAGGAUUUGGAAAGGCAACUGGGUGAAGUCAAUUCCUUGAAAGAAGAGCACACACAUUUGAGACGUGAAUUGAGCCUUAAAGAGAUUAAAGAGUCUGAAUGCCUCCAUGCUAUGAAUUUAAGAAGUUUGCAGAAUAUUGAUCUGGCUGAAAAUGUAGAAAAAGUAAGCUGCAAUAUCCUCUAUGUAAUUAAGAAGAAAUUGGUUGAGAUUGAAGGCAUGCUUCAGAAGAUAGACCAUGAAAUGGAGAGGGGAAGCAUAUUUAUCGACCAGUUCCAAUAUGUGGAGAAUCUUUCUAAACAGUUGGAUUCUGAAAUUCUCUCUCUUCAUACAGACUUGUCUAGAAAGGAUGAUAUUCUCAAGGGGCUGUUAUUCGACAUGACUUUGCUGCAGGAAUCUGCUUCCAACAGUAAAGAUGAGAAAGACGACAAAGAUGGCCUGCUUGCUUCUCUUAAGGCUUUAGAGAAAGAUCUUGAAUUAAGGUCGCUUGAACUGGAAGAAGUUACUGCAGAGCUAGCCAAAAUAUCCGCUCGUGAAUUGGAACUCAGAAAAGAAAAUCAGAGAAUAAAUUCACUAUCCCAAGAAAAUGCCGAGCUCUUGGCCGUUUCUCAAGAUGCCAUUGAUGCAAGAAAUUCCAUGGAGAACGAAUUAGUGGAGGCAAGGAUCAAAAUUGAGAACUUAGAGUUGGAAGUUGCUGAGAUGGAUAUGGCUCUUGUCAAUCUGAAUAAAAAUGCCGAAUCAUUGAAGAUCAACUUAGAUACUGUCACCAGUCAAAGAGAUGAAUUGGACAGUAAAGUUUAUACUUUGACCACAGAACUUGAGAUGGCGCAAUCUCUUGCUGAAGAAAACGAAGCAAUAGCUACUGAGGCUCGAGAGAUAGCCGAAUCGCAGAAAGUACAUGCUGAGGAAAAGGAAGAAGAAGUGAAACUGUUAGAACGGUCCAUUGAAGAGCUCGAAUGUACUAUAAAUGUACUCGAGCAAAAGGUUGAUCUUGUCAAAGGAGAAGCUGAGAGGCAACGAUUGCAGAGAGAGGAACUUGAGCUAGAGCUUCUUGCUUUUAAAGAACACAUGCAGAAAGUCAGAAGCGAUGAUUCUGAUGUAAAAAGAUGUCUAGAAGAAAAAGAGAAGAACCUUCAGGAGGCACAUAAACGUGUUCAGCUUCUUGAAACUGAAAUAGCUGCUCGAGAUGCUGAGAUAUCCCAAUGUAAAGCUCAUAUAUCCGAGCUAAAUUUGCAAGCAGAGGCACAGGCUAGUGAAUACAAGCAAAAGUUCAAGGCAUUGGAAGCUAUGGUAGAGCAAGUUAAAUCCGAAGUUCCUGCGCCUAGCUCAAGUUCAUCAUCAAACAAAAUGGAGAAAAUUCCUUCAAAGCCUAGAGGCUCAGGAUCCCCUUUUAAAUGCAUAGGUUUGGGCUUAGUUCAACAAAUCAAAUCAGAGAAAGACGAAGAGGGAAGACAACGAAUAGAGGAACUUGAGGGUCUAGCUGCAAGCAGACAAAAAGAGAUAUUCAUGCUUAAGGCAAGACUGGCUGCCACAGAAAGUAUGACUCAUGAUGUGAUUCGGGAUUUACUUGGUGUAAAAAUGAACAUGAAGAACUAUGCUAAUUUAGUGGAUAAUCAGCAGAUUCACUCAUUAAUUGAGGAUGCUCAACAUCAUAACGCUGAAGCUGAUGUCAAGGAUCAGGAAGUUGUUAGUCUGAAGCAGCAGAUAAAUGAGUUCCUUAAAGAGCGUAAUGGAUGGCUAGAAGAGAUCGAGAGAAAACAGGCUGAACUAAUGGCUGCGCUUGUUGCAUUGGAAAAAUUGCGACAACAAGAUCAACGGCUUGCAACUGAAAAUGAGAUGUUGAAGACAGAAAAUACUAUUCACAAGAAGAGGGUGAUGGAACUCGAGGGUGAGAUCAAGAAGUUAUCAGGCCAGCAAAAUAUUCAACAGCGCAUCCAUCACCAUGCAAAAAUUAAGGAAGAAAACAAUUCUCUAAGAUGUCAAAAUGAAGAACUUAGCAACAAGCUGCACAAGACAGAGGCUAUUCUUUCACGUGUGAAGGAAGAGCUAGCUCAAUUCCGUGUAGCAAAUGGUAGAAAUGCCUACAUUAAUUUUGAUGAGGAGCAGCUAUUGCAAAAGAAGCUGAAGGAAACUGAUGAGGAGAGGCUUCAAUUAGCUCAGAAGUUACUAGGAUUGUGUACUUCCGUAUUAAGGGCUGCUGGAAUAACUAGACCAUCUUCGGGGAUAGGUAUAUCUGUGGCUGAAGAAGCACUUGAAAAACUUAAGAACAGGGUUAUUGCCCUUGAAAUGGAACUUGAAGAUGCUAAACUCAAGGUGCGAAUCUCAGACGAAAGAAUCAGAUUGUCUGAGCUGAUGCCACAAACUUCUUCACCAGCAGCAGCAAACUCAAGGACAGAUGAAAAAUGCCCAGAAAGAAAGGGAGCUUCUCAAACUCCAUUUCUUUCUGCUUUUGAUCGAUGAGCUGAUGUUCGGAAUUAGUUAGCAUUUGUAGUUGUGUUUGUAAGUUCUGUAAAUAAAUACAAAUUUUGUAUAUUGAUCAUAUUCAUGCCCCAUACAUGAAUAUAUGUAUAUCAAGGGAUGAUUUGGCGA
Molecule: messenger RNA, 9394 nt
Organism: Salvia splendens (bonfire salvia)
Lineage: Eukaryota; Viridiplantae; Streptophyta; Magnoliopsida; Lamiales; Lamiaceae
Product: kinesin-like protein KIN-12D
Exons: 36
Coding region: 554-9265 (2903 amino acids)
Biological process (GO): microtubule-based movement
Molecular function (GO): microtubule motor activity; microtubule binding; ATP binding
Source: RefSeq, a predicted model, not a curated record